AUGACACCAACGAUGGUGCUAUACGCUCUCGCCAGUCCCCGCGGCACUACCAAACGGUGCUUCGUGUCCGCGGAAUCCCGCAGAGCUGCGCUGACCGUGAAGAGUAUUCGUUGCCUUUUUCUCCUCGUGCUCUCCGCGUACCCCUUCCGCGUCGUGCGGCCAGUUAGCGCAGGCGACGUUAUGCGAGAGGCAGUGCAGGUGAAGGAGGGACGAGCAGCGGCAGGACAAGGGUCCGCGUCAGGCGGGCCCAAGGAGGUGAUGAUGGCGCGAGUGCGAGUUGCUGGCAGCAGGAAUGGCGCGAGUGUGAGCGGCGCGCUGCCGGAGGUGCCGAAUGUGUUUCCGCACGCUCCUGACAACGCAAAAGAAGUCGGCACAUACGUGCCCAUACAAUUCAGGAACGACCCGGAGCGUGUGAAGCUGAAGAGCCGGCCGCUGGGCAUGCACAUCAGCAGCGACGAGCAGACGGCCGUGUGGCUCAACUACUUUCAGAAGAACGCACUUGAAGGACCGAAGCUGAACUGCAUGGGCCAUCCCUGCCCGCACUUCCUCCGGUGCAGGGACGGUCUCCUGUGCCCCAACGUGUGGGCCUGCUGGAAUAGCGAGCUCGUGGAUCAUGAGAUGAUUUUCACUCCUGCUCCUCUGAACUGCCCGAACCGGGCAGCAGGGGAGGAAAAUGUGGGGGGCGAGGAAGGGGAGUAUGACGAGUCGUGCAGUCACCGGGCGGAUCACGGGUUGCGCAUGCCGUGGGCUCUGCAGAACUUCCAGCUGUCAGAUGUGUACAUAACGCACGACGGGUUCCUGUUUAACGCCACGCAUCAGUUUGUGCGCGGCGGCUGCCAUCAGAUCGGCAAGUACACCUUCUCCCCAGCAGCAGUGGUGCACGAGCUGCAUGGAGCAUGGAGCUGGGCGUACGUGUCGGGUGGCAACUUCUACCACGUGCUUGCGGAGGCGCUGCCAGCCUUUGUGGUGGCUGCACGCCUCUUCCACAAGUACCGCAAGUACCCCAUCCUCGCCACAGGCGGGCAGUGGAGGGAGUAUGAUCUCGUGGGAGCCGCAAUCACGGGCAUUCCACGUGCGAGCAUGAGAGCACUCGCCACGUUCCCAGGGGAGAUUUACCAUGCAGCGUGGAUGCAGCAGCCCAUGUUCCAGCAGUGUGGCACGCCCAGCAGGGCUCUCUGGCACACCAUUCGCUCGCGCCAUUUCCUCCACCCCGACGGUCUGCCUCUCUUCAACCCCGACUGGACCUACCGCGAUCUGCCGCCCCUCACUGACGCACAGAUGGCUCUCCUGCCCGCUGAUUGGCUGGUCGUGUUGGCAAAGCGCCCGGGCAGGAAGCGAUCCAUCAUCAACUUUGCUGAGCUGGAAUCGGCCGUCAGGAAGAUAUUUCCCGACCGGGUGGUGAUGUUCAAUGGGUCCAUGGGGAUACUGGAAGCACGUGACUUGUUUCGCCGAGCACGGCUGUACAUAGGCGGCCAUGGUGCAGCGCCGGCAAACAUGGUCUUCAUGCCGGCACAGGCAACAUUCCUGGAGAUCCGUCCAAAUGGGUGUCCCAACACCUGCUUCCACCAGUUGUCGCAUGCCUGCUCCCUGCGCUACCACUUGGUGUUGAGUGAUGGAACAUGCUACUCCCCUGUUGUGGCACACGUCGACAAGAUCGCUGAAACACUGAAGAUUAUUGCUCGGGAAUUCCUUGAAGAAGAUGCGAAUAAGGGUGCUGGAAGAUAA
Molecule: messenger RNA, 1725 nt
Organism: Closterium sp. Yama58-4
Lineage: Eukaryota; Viridiplantae; Streptophyta; Zygnematophyceae; Desmidiales; Closteriaceae
Source: the annotation of a GenBank genome assembly